This is a messenger RNA of Trichomonas vaginalis G3, 795 nucleotides long. Its product is annotated as glycosyl transferase. Lineage: Eukaryota; Parabasalia; Trichomonadida; Trichomonadidae. Gene Ontology annotation, molecular function: glycosyltransferase activity. The transcript has a single exon. The coding region runs from base 1 to 795 and encodes 264 amino acids. Gene Ontology annotation, cellular component: Golgi apparatus. The record is from RefSeq and is a predicted model, not a curated record.
AUGAAUGUUUUAUUGUCAUGGUCAGGAGACCUUUUCAAUCUUGGACCAGCUAUAUACGCCGUAGUCAAUGCACAUCCAGAUCAACAUAUUUCCUUUUAUAUUACAACUGUCAAUGCAGAUUUAUUACCAAAAUAUAAAACUCAUUUUGCAGAACGCCCAAUCCUUAAUACAAAAUUCUAUUUCGAAACAUACCAAACACGGUACUUGACUAAAAGAAUAUGGAUAGUUGGGUACGACACUUAUAUUCGAAUUGUUUUUCCUAAUGCGCAUCCUGAAAUGGAAAGAUUCUUACAAUUAGAUGGAGAUGCAAUUGUAGUACAAGAUAUUAAAGAUAUGUACUUCCAUGAUUUCAACAACCAAUCUGCAAUCGUAGUUUUUGAUUUUGCAAGAAGAUUUGAAGGAUUCAAAAAUUACUUUAACGCCGGUGUUAUGGUAUUCAAUAAUUUUAAGUACAUAAAUGAUAAUAUUCUGAAUAAAUCCAUUGAAUACUUGAAAUGGCUCAAUGGACACAUGGGCCGUUGGUACAAUGAUCAAAGAGUAUUAAACAAAAUGUUUAUAGACUCAAGAAUAGUUUUCCCUCAAAAAUAUAACGAAUUUGAUUUCAGAAAGUUUGGGAAUAACACCAAAAUCUUUCAUUUCUAUCGUGCGAAGUGUAAACCAUAUAACCAAAAAUGCAACAGAACGCAAGCUCCAUACAAACUUUGGGAUUGCUUUUAUAAAACAUACAAAGAAAAGCCUCUUUUAUGGCGCGAUACUCGUAAUAUUACAAUCUGUACAAAUGAAAUGUUCAAUUAA